Molecule: messenger RNA, 615 nt
Organism: Knipowitschia caucasica
Lineage: Eukaryota; Metazoa; Chordata; Actinopteri; Gobiiformes; Gobiidae
Source: the annotation of a GenBank genome assembly
AUGGCAGCACCUGCCCACACCCUCCCUCCCCCCUCCCUCCCCCCUCCUCCCCUCCCUCCCCCCUCCCUCCCCCGCCUCCCCCCUCCUCCCCCGCCUCCCCCCUCCUGCGUGCCUUUGUUCAUGCUGCUCUGUGCUGCUCAGCUGCUCUGUGUGCUCUGUGCUGCUCUGUGUGCUCUGUGUGCUCAGCUGCUCUGUGUGCUCUGUGCUGCUCAGCUGCUCUGUGUGCUCUGUGCUGCUCAGCGGCUCAGCUGCUCUGUGUGCUCAGCUGCUCUGUGCUGCUCAGCGGCUCAGCUGCUCUGUGUGCUCAGCUGCUCUGUGCUGCUCUGUGUGCUCAGCUGCUCUGUGUGCUCAGCUGCUCUGUGCUGCUCUGUGUGCUCAGCUGCUCUGUGUGCUCAGCUGCUCUGUGCUGCUCUAUGCAUGAUCGCAGAUGAGAUGGGGCUGGGUAAGACCGUGCAGGCCAUAGCGGUCGCCUGCUCGUACAGAGAGGAGUGGCCGCUUCUGGUCGUGGUUCCAUCGUCGCUGAAGUAUCCGUGGAUCGAGGAGUUGGAGCGAUGGAUCCCAGAGCUGCAGCCCGGAGACAUCCACCUGGUGGAGACCAAGAGCCAUACCAUGUAA